This is a messenger RNA of Daphnia carinata, 1607 nucleotides long. RefSeq names its product putative ATPase N2B. The record is from RefSeq and is a predicted model, not a curated record. Gene Ontology annotation, cellular component: cytoplasm; mitochondrion. NCBI's taxonomy places the organism in Eukaryota, Metazoa, Arthropoda, Branchiopoda, Diplostraca, Daphniidae. Gene Ontology annotation, molecular function: ATP hydrolysis activity; ATP binding. Bases 112 to 1503 code for a protein of 463 amino acids. The transcript has 5 exons.
AGUUUCUUGUAGACGGCUGUAGAUAUUUACAAUGAAAUCUAAAAGUUUGUGUUGUUGACAACAUUGGCUACGCAGUUGUUAUGAAAAAUCAGUUUAAAAGUAUAGCAAAAAAUGUAUAGAAUUUAUAGGGUUUUUCCUUUACUCCCAUUAUGCGAAAAAUCUUUCGAAGUUACCUUGUUCCACCGUGUUAAGUUGGCAUCGUCGUUUUGGGCUCAUGGUACACGAACUUUGGGUACCGCAGAACCAUUGGAAAUUGCAGAUUCAGGGCCAUUGGCAACAUACAAAGCCAGAAUAAAAUCUGGCCACCUCUUGGAAGAUAAAUGUCAACUUCAGGCCAUACACAAAUUACAAGAGACGUAUGAUUCAAUCAAGGGAUACACACCAGCAAGCCAAUCAAAUUUACUGUCAAAAUGGCUGGGUAUACAGAAGAAGACAAAUGUUCCCAAAGGACUUUACAUCCACGGAGCUGUUGGCGGUGGCAAAACGAUGAUCAUGGACUUGUUCCACGACACGGUAGAAACGAAUCGGAAGAAGCGAGUCCAUUUCAACGCUUUCAUGCUCGACAUCCACCGCCGUAUUCACGCGUUGAAAGAUGGUUUUGUUCGACAAUCGGGCAGCAAAAACUCCCGCGCAACUAAUUACGAUCCCAUUCCGCCAGUAGCGUCCAAUAUCGCCAACGAGAGUUGGCUGAUUUGUUUUGACGAAUUUCAGGUGACUGAUAUCGGUGAUGCAAUGGUCCUCAAAAGGCUCUUUACCGAACUCUUUGCCCGUGGAGUAGUUGUCGUUGCUACCAGUAAUCGUCCACCAGAAGAUCUUUACAAAAACGGCCUUCAACGGACAAAUUUCCUGCCUUUCAUUGGAGUGCUCACCGAUCACUGCAACGUUCACUGCCUCGAUUCUGGAAUCGAUUACCGACAACGAGCCGCAGCAAACAGCGAACACAAGCUUUAUUUCUCGACUCAGGAAAACGGGGCUGAAAAAGAAGUUAGUCGUCUAUUUAAAUUGUUGUGCUCCAGAGAAAACGAUACCGUACGGCCCCGAAAUUUCAUAGUGCAAGGAAGAAAUGUUACGUUUAAUCGGACCUGCGGGCGAAUUCUCGAUACUACAUUUGAAGAAAUUUGCGAUAGACCGUUAGGAGCUGGAGAUUACUUACAAUUGAGUAAAAUUUUCCACACGGUCAUCAUUCGUGGUGUACCGCAAUUGAACCUGAAGCUCAAAUCGCCUGCCCGGCGUUUCAUUACUUUAAUUGAUACGCUCUAUGACAAUCGUGUGAGGGUCAUCAUUAGUGCAGAUGAGCCAUUGCAACGGUUGUUUUCAAAGGAGCGAGAUGCCGAGGUUUUGCUACAACAGACAAUCUCCGUAGACGACACAAAUAUGAUUGGCAAUCAGGCUGCCAGUAUAUUUACCGGUGAAGAAGAGUUGUUUGCCUACGAUCGGACAGUGUCCAGACUAAGCGAAAUGCAGACUCAAGAUUAUUGGGCCAUGUGGGACAAAUCACGCUAGCUUAAUUGUACAUUAUAGGAAUAAUAAAAUGUAAAUUUCGACGUCGAUGGUGGGUGUAAUUCACACAGAUGACAGUCAGAAUACACCAGAUGUUACAAAAACCA